UCCUAUGCGACAGCCGCAAGGUCUUCAUGGGAGGAGAAGUCUAGAGAGGGUUUUUUUUGUUUGUGUCAAAAACAUGGCUUCAGGCACCUUAUCAUCCAAUCCGGGUGAGCUCCAGUCACCUUUGCUCGCCCCACCCGACAAACCCGACCCAAAAUCCGUGAUUGAGAAGCUAUGCAUCGACGACAUGCUCCAGAGAUACUGCGGCGAAUUCGGAUGGUGGCAGCUCCGUCACUUUGUCCUAACCAGCCUGGCGUGGGCCCUGGAGGCCUUUCAUACGAUGGUCAUGAUUUUCGCCGACCGUGAGCCCGAUUGGCGCUGCUUUAGCCUUUCGGGCUGCGACGAGAGGGAGAGAAGCGUUUGUAGGCUUGAACCGGGCUCGUGGGAGUGGACCGGAGGCCCCGGAAGCUCCACAGUGGCCCAGUGGGGGUUGGUUUGCGGUGAGAAGUAUAAGGUUGGUCUUGUUCAGGCCGCCUUCUUCGGCGGCUGCAUGAUCGGUGCAGGAGUUUUUGGGCAUCUAUCGGACACCAGACUAGGAAGAAAAGGCUCCCUAACAGUAGUCUGCAUCUUGAAUGCCUUAUUUGGUUGCUUAACUGCAUUUUCUCCAACUUACUGGGUAUAUCUCCUACUCCGUAUCCUCACAGGCUUCAGCACCGGUGGCGUUGGCCUCUGCGCCUUUGUGCUUGCCACGGAGCCAGUAGGACCAACGAAACGUGGCGUUGCAGGCAUGUCCACAUUCUACUUUUUCUCUACAGGAAUUGCUUUACUUUCUGGCAUUGCCUACAGUUUUCAUUCGUGGAGAGAGCUCUACAUUGCGACCUCGAUACCUUCACUUCUGUUUCUUUUCAUUGUUCUCCCUUUUGUCGCUGAGUCCCCCCGGUGGUACCUCAUUCGAGGGAGAACCAGUGAUGCUAUGGAACUAAUGCGGAAAAUCGCUAAAACUAAUGGGAAUCACCUUCCUGAAGGAGUUAUGCUAGCACUCGAUGAGGAAACAAACAACACUAGCAUAACUCAGCAACAGAGUUUCAAAGAAGAAUUGGAUACCAUAGAAGCUAUAACAGGCUCUUUAAUUGAUGUUAUAAGGUCUCCAACGACUAGAAUUCGCCUACUUUUGGCGGUGGCAAUCAACUUCUUAUGCUCCGUUGUGUACUAUGGCCUUAGCUUGAACGUUGUCAAUCUCGAAACCAAUCUAUACCUUAAUGUCCUGCUCAAUGCAGUAGCGGAAAUGCCCGCGUUUGCGAUCACAGCAGUUUUGUUAGACAAGUUUGGGAGGAAACCAUUGGCAAUAGGGACAUUGUGGUUUAGUGGGGUGUUCUGUUUGAUUGGGAUGAUGAUUGGGAGUGUUGGGAUUUGGAAAGUAGUGAGGAUGUUUUGUGGGGUUAUGGGGAUAUUUGGGAUGGCAGGGACUUAUAACUUGCUGUUUAUAUACACAACAGAGCUGUUUCCUACCGUUGUGAGAAAUGCAGCGCUUGGUUGUGCAACACAGGCGGCGCAAAUGGGAGCGAUAUUGGCACCAUUCGUGGUGGUUUUGGGCGGUGGCUUGCCGUUUUUGGUGUUUGCUCUAUGUGGGAUUCUCGGAGGGGUGUUAGCAUUUUACCUACCGGAGACACUAAACCGGCCAUUGUACGAUACCAUGGCCGGAAUGGAGGAUGGGGAAGGUAACUGGGGGGGUGUGUGAAGAUGUAAUAAGUUCAUCCAAAAUUUCCCUACUCGUCCUUUUGUUAGAGUGACCAUGUAAUUGUUCUCUCCUUCAUAAUAAGAAUUUUAUUCUCAAUGACAAAA
Messenger RNA from Tripterygium wilfordii, 1779 nucleotides. Its product is annotated as organic cation/carnitine transporter 4-like. Gene Ontology annotation, biological process: transmembrane transport. Gene Ontology annotation, molecular function: transmembrane transporter activity. NCBI's taxonomy places the organism in Eukaryota, Viridiplantae, Streptophyta, Magnoliopsida, Celastrales, Celastraceae. Gene Ontology annotation, cellular component: membrane. The record is from RefSeq and is a predicted model, not a curated record. The transcript is spliced from 2 exons. The coding region runs from base 5 to 1675 and encodes 556 amino acids.